Rhincodon typus (whale shark) is the source of this 7984-nucleotide messenger RNA. Its product is annotated as coronin-6-like. Gene Ontology annotation, biological process: cell migration; actin filament organization. Gene Ontology annotation, molecular function: actin filament binding. The coding region runs from base 125 to 589 and encodes 154 amino acids. The record is from RefSeq and is a predicted model, not a curated record. NCBI's taxonomy places the organism in Eukaryota, Metazoa, Chordata, Chondrichthyes, Orectolobiformes, Rhincodontidae. The transcript is spliced from 4 exons.
UUUUUGAAGACUGAUUUCUCUUUGUGCACAGGGUGAUAGCAGUAUUCGAUAUUUUGAAAUCACAGAUGAAGCUCCAUAUGUUCAUUACAUCAGCACAUUCAGCAGUAAGGAGCCACAGAGAGGAAUGGGCUUCAUGACAAAGAGAGGCCUGGAUGUCAGUAGAUGUGAAAUUGCAAGGUUUUUCAAGUUACAUGAACGGAAAUGUGAACCGAUUACAAUGACAGUGCCUCGCAAGUCAGAUCUUUUCCAAGAUGACUUGUACCCGGAUACACAAGGCCCUGAACCAGCAUUAGAAGCUGAGGAGUGGAUGGCUGGCAAGAAUGCUGAUCCCAUUCUCAUCUCGUUGAGAGAUGGGUACAUUCCACCGAAAAACAGAGAACUGAAAUUUGCCAAGAAGAACAUUCUGGAUAACAAGCCACCUCUUGGACCUCGACGAAGCUACUCCACAUGCGAACCAAAUUUCUCUCGUAUAACCAUGGAAGAACUAAUGGAUGAAAUUAAAUCACUGAAGGUGAUAGUCCAGUCCCAGGAGAGACGCAUUACUGAGUUAGAGAACAAGCUCUCAAAGUUCACCAAUGGCACAGCUUAAUUUUAUCUUCAGCUCAAGCAUGCACUCCAAGGUAUCAGUGCUUCCUGCCAAGUCAAUUCAACUCAUCAUUGCCCACCUUGAGAACUCUGGUGGCAAAUGACAGUAGCUUUUAUAAAAAUCUACAUAAAAGUAUGCACAUUCUUAACUCCAGUCAGGCAAGACCACAUGGAAGUAUUUAAUAUUUUGUUCUGGAGGUUAAUUGAAGGAUUAAGCGAUGUUUGGGAACUACAGUGAACUAAAAUGUCAAGCUACACCUGAUCAGUGUUCCUACAUGUGGUCAUGGACUACUAUUGUUAGUGAGCAUUAAAGUCUCCAUGAGCAGAUAUCCUGAACAUAAAUGCCAGGACUUCUCUUUGGACUGAGGGAGGGGGAGGGGAAAGGAAUAACCUCAACAUACAGACCAGUAGGUCAAGUCAAGGGCAUCGGCUGGAUGGUGAGAUAGUCUGGAUCGUAACUUUUUCACGUAUAUGAUUCAUAAAACAAAUUAACUUUGAAACAAUCUCCAGGCUAAUAUUCUUACAAAGUUCCUCAGCUUGUGGCUGCAUUACUUCUGGCAAAUAAAGUAACUGUCUUCAAGUUCUGCUCAGGUAUAUUCAAACAAUAUUUAGUGAUUCUAAUUUUAUGUUCAUGAUUUGCACUGUUUAAGAUUGUGGCAGUAUUUGGCACUUGGCAAAAUUGAUAUUUUGUAGCAUUCAUGUGUAGACACAGGCUAAAAUGAGUGGAUGAUGUAGUUUCUAUGGUUCAUUGCAAAGCCAGUGUAAUUAUUUUAUGAGUCAGUUCCAAAAUCGUGACAUACAAUGCUAGCAAAUCCAUAGGCAAUUCUCCGCUACUUUCUUUACUUUUAUGAAUAAAAUGGUUUUGUUCCAAAAACUUUUCACCUUCAGGAAUGGAAAUAUUUAAAAAUGGCAACUUGUACGUGUGUUAUUUGGUGUAUGCGUUGUGCAUUAUGGCAAAAAGAAGUGCUCUUUUUUGUGGUGGGUUUACACUAUUGUUUUCUAUGUCCAUGCUCUAAAUUGCAAUUGUUGCCCAGUGCUAAGCCUCCUGUCAUUAAUUUUCUUUUUCUAGUUUAUCACUGCUGCCAAUUAUGUGCAUAAUAGUCUUGUGCAAAGAGUAUUGACUUUGCAGUUUCUAUUGGCACUUCUUUUAGAUGAAAGUGCAGUUGAUAGCAAACGUGCACUUCCCCCAUCAUUGGCUGCUCUAGAUAACGUAUUCAUUUUAUAUUUCCACGAUUCAAUAUCAGAAAAGAUCUAUUUCCCCCUGAGUCUUAUUAAAUGCAGCUCAUUGCCUGCUUCUAUUUGGCCUAUAGUGAAUUGGGGUGGGAAAGAGAGGAAGCACAGGUAUAAGAGGCUGAAAUACUAACACUAUUCCUGGCACAGCAUCAUCAAUGCUCCUAACAUUCAUUGUAGUUCUUUGCAUAUAUAGAGAAAGAGAAUAGGCACUGAUAGAUCUCAUGCUUCUUCAGAUCUCACCAAUCGAGCCAACUAACUGACUUUUAUCGGUACCUUUUGUGUUUUCCUGUCCUGAAUAAAAAUGAGAUUCAGGUCAAAACAGGAAGGUGUAUACAACACAUACCUAAGAGGGAAAUGACAUGUUUGCAGUGACGGUCAGCCCUCCUCUAAGGAGAUCCUGUGCUCAAUGGUUGACUAACAGUAGUAGUCUACCCAACAUUUCCAAUUCUCGUGUCCUUUCCACAUUAAGCAGAAUUCACUGCCCGAAUUGGUGAGGGUGUAUGCCAAAUAUCAGCAUUAAUUGUUCUGUCAAUUUGUUGUUUGUGCUAUGUUCUGUACUCGCUCGUGCUGUUUUGAAGUUUUUUUUCUGUACACAGCAACUCCAUUCAUAGAAAUAUUAACGUAUCGUAAUCCAAAAGUAACUUAGGGCUUUUUUUCUUUUUAAUGCAGUGUUGCUGUGUUAAAGAAAGGUAACCACCGAGAAGUUAAUUUUUUUUAAAAAAAUAUGUUUCUAAAUGCAAUAUGUUCAAAGAACUCAAUGUUAAUCUGCUUCUUCAUGUUUGUUUUAUUGGAGCCGCUUUAAGCAAAAGUCAAAAUGUCACACAGCAGCCUUUUGAAGAACAGUAGUGCAUGUUUUUUUUUGCACUUGAAUCAUUGCUUUGCCGUCUGUUGUACCAAACAUUACACAGAGUUGAAGGUUAGAGCUGAUGCUGGGUUUUUUUUAAACACCUUUUAUGAAAAGAUAUGUUGCUAACUGAAGCAAGUUACAAUUUUGUUCAAUUUCUGUACAUGCUGGUUCUCAAAUAGUUGUCAACAACUUCGGAUGACUUGCUCAGAGAUUUUUAGCACAGCCUAUCAAAUCUCAUAAAAUGUCUCAAAUAAUGUGACCUUGUUUAAAUAGCAGCAGGUCUCUGUAUACAGACAUGCAUUGAAAGGACAGGAGGCUUAAUCGAAAUAUAAAUAAUGCAGUAAUACAGGACAGUGUUUACUUAAUGGACUAAUCAGCUGUGCCUUUUAGUCUAAAUGAUAGAUUAGAAUCAGUAUCGACAGACGUUAACUUUACAGAGCUGUGCAAUAAGCAGCAAUUGUCCAAGAAUGUGAACACAUUUUGUCCUCAGGUAAAAUGUAUGAGAAUGGUUGGCAAUAUCUUUGUGACUUGUUUGUAAAAGGCAGUUGAAGAUUAGAUGUUCAUUUUUAUUAGAUUAGAUGUGUUUUCACCUUAAUAGAAUCAGAGAACACGAGAUUCAGCUGAUGCUCAAAGAUCUCACAUUUAUGUUUUGUUGUGUCAUCUUUGGUAUUAGUCUCCCACAUGGGGCCAUUGUAAUGAAAUAUUCAAAAGAAAGGUAAAACAAUAGGUAGGCUGUUGAGCAUGUCAUGUUUUGCCACUUUGUCUACAACCAUGACAUGUUCAGUAGCUUUUACUGCAAAAUAUUUUAUGCAUUUUCCCGCUCAAUUAUUGUACGUAUAGUCCAUGUACUCAACAUUAGUCAAACUUGGAAACUCUUUAUGUAUGUACCAGGAUGGAUAGAAUCCAACUCCACAGGAAGAAACUAUGAUUAACCCUUUUGAGAUAAUCUGGGGUCUCUAAUCCCCUUGCUACUUUUGGUUUUCAUUUAAGAGUUAGUUUAGAUCACUUAAGUAACAAUGUUAAUAUUGUUUGCUAUAAAGAUGUUUGCUUCUAAGAGUUAGUUUUUAUGGCCAUAAAAAAGGAUAUAGAGGACAAACUGGUUGACUUCUUUUACAACCAAUGUGAUACAAAUAGGAUUUAUGAUUUUUGCCUUUUUAUGACUUAGUAAAAAGAGGUUCUACCAAUUUAAAGCUUUUAUUCAGGUAAGUGGUUCCCUUCUUUGAAGACAUUCACCUUUUAUCCAAGUGCAACUUUCAUUUCUUUUAUCUGUUGUUUAUAAUGCCGGCCGAGCAUUUGCAUUGCACAAUAUUCAGACAUACUUGAUCAGUCUUUUCGAAUGUAAGAUAUCUAUUGGGAAUGUCUGAUAUUUGCUACAUAUGUUCUGUUGCAAACACAUUAUUAAUCACAACAGAAUAUUGUUCAAAACUUCAAAGUGCUGGAUGAUACACAGAUAGAGUUGCAGUUAGAUUAUGCAAAAUAAUGAAGCAAGAAGGGAGAAAAUCUACAACACAAUAAAAUGGAGCAACGUGGAAUGAGAAUGUAAGCCCCAGGCAGAAAAGUGGAAGAAGUGUGAGUGUCCGACUAAUCAGAUGUGACAGUUUGUUAGAUUAUGAGUCACUUCUAUUGAAGUCAAUCAAAUAAGCAAAAUUGAGAUUGUUAGUUGCAUUUUAAAUUGAUAGAUAAAUGGGAGAGUUACUGUUCUGACAGAUGAAAUCAAAUAAGACUAAAAUUAACAGACCCAAAUUGCAAUUCGUUUCUAAUCCACUUAAAGACUGGAAAGUGUCAUAAAAUGAUGAUAGCUUGAAAGAUUUCAACUUGGAAAAUACUUUUCAUUUUUUGACUUGGCUCACAACUUGGCCAUUUUAGUUGAUUGGAAAAUAACUUUGGUAUCUUGAUACAAACAAGAGCAGAAGUGCCUGUACAGAAUUAUUCAUUUAUUUAUAGAUUUGACCAUCAUGCAAGCCAAAUUAUUUUUAAAUGCAGCCCUUUCUGAAAUUAUGUAUGUUUUGUUAACGCGAAUUGACUGUAAUGCAAUUGGUGAAUAGGUGAACACUGAUUGUAAAACGCAACCAUUUGCAUACGUGUGUUGGCUAUUAUGUGAUUCCAUCCCGUCCCCAUCAAGUUAUCUUCAAAUUUUUUUCAAGGUGAAAUGUUAAAUUUACUGUAUUAUUUCAUUAAUGGAUGUGAAUUUAACAUUUAUUUAAAGUGUGCUAUCCUUUAUAUUAGGCUAACUACUAUAUUUGUUUUGAUUUUGAGUAAUAAUUUUAGUAAUCUGCCCCAACCCUACAUUUUCCAUAAGCCCUGUUAUUUUUAUUGCGUGGUUUACUAUAGCGCGAGUUUGCACAAGCACGCAAUUAUCGCAUUAUAGCAGAAAGGACAGUAUUGACUUAUGUUUUACUAUUAAACUAUUUAAGUCAUUUAACGUUGCAUAUUAUAAGUACCUCUGAUUUAUGUUCAAAUUUCCAACCAUUUUCUUUGAAUCAGGUUAGUUGUUUGAAGUUCAUUAUCACCAGGAUUUAAAAAGAGACUUCUGAUUUCACCUAUGGUUUAAGUCAAUUUAUACCAAAUAAUAUCAACUGUUUUAUGAAACAAGAAGAUGGAAAUUCUUUUACUCAUUGCCUUUUCAGCAACUUGUCAAUGAUUAUAACUAGUAUUAAGUGUAUUGACAAAAGAUAUUUGACAUACUCUUUGCCAAGACUCCUCUAAGUCCCUUCUUCUGAUACAAAACUUUGCCAGCUUUUUACUUGGUAGAAGAAUUUUGGAUGCUGAGUUGUUAUAAUUGGUUGUUUUCAGAGUGAACCUUCCAAUAGCUGAUAACUUGCGAACACAUUUAGUUUUACAGGAUGCUUAAUAGCUACCAAUGUACCAAUAAUGUAAGAUAUCAAAUUCUUCUUUCACUGCAGCAGCCAAUGGAAACACUUAUCUUUAUUGAACUCAGUGGCAUUGUAAGUGGACAUAUGGCACAAUUGGAGCUGCAUGCCUGUGGGAAUAGCAUUUUACAAAUCAUGGGAGUGUCUUAGCUAAAAAAUCUCUUUAUUGAAACUACGAGCUAACUGAGGCUGGUUGUUCAUUUACAUAUAUAAAUGAACAAAUAUCUGCAAAAGGAAUCAGUACAUGUAUCUCAAAGGUUAGCGCCAAUGAUCUGGAAUUACUCUGCGUAAUGUAAAGGCUUUAUGAGCAUUUUACAAUCACUAUUAUCUAUGUAAUAAUUACUAUCAUAAGCAACAGCAUCCCAAAUGGGAACUAACUUUGGACUGGGGGAAGGGAUGUAACUCUCAGACACGUCACCCCCAAGUAAAUAGACAUUAGAAAAUGUGAGAUAUUUAUUCUUUGAGCACUAAAACAACUUUAAGCCAAUAACUUUCAUCAUAUUUUCCUAAAAUGAUAAUGCAAUUUCAUGUAUUAAAAAUCAGUGGUACAGAACGACGUAUUAAUCAUAACUCCUUACAUCCAGGAUAUAAUCUUGCAAUAGUAAAAACUCUAAAGGCCUAUUGCUGCAAUGAUACCAAAUCUUCAAAAGGUGCUGUGUUUUAUUUUCGGAAAUGGUGGAACCUAUAAAAACAAAUCUGUGUGAGUUUGUGUGCAUUUUUAUAACUAACUUCUCUGUAAUUGAAAAGAAUGACUUCUUAUCCAUACUGGACAGUAAAUACCUGUGUUCUUUUUUAAAACUUACUACUCUUUAGCACAAAGUACGGCCCAAGUCCAUCAUACUAGUGUUGUGUAAGAGUUUGAUGUAAUACAAUAAUCUUUUGCAUGAGAUACAUCACAAAUGUAAUCCGCUGUCACUGUAAACAAUCUGUAACAAAUGUGAUAUGUAAAGGUGCCCUAUCAUGUAUUAUAUUAUAAAAGUAAUAUAAAUGUUGCCAAGCAAUUGAAUGUCACCUUAUUUGUAAUGUUAACGGUGACACGUACACAUUUUGUGAGCCAAGAUGAGACUUAUCAACAUUCAAUCACCAAGAGUGCAAUAUGCAUAAUAUCUCUCUUCUCAAUAGGCCUGUGGUCAGUCAGUUCAACCACUGGAGUUCAGUUCAACAGAUUUGUAAAGUAAGAAAUCCAUGUUAAUUCUGGUUUUUGUUUCAAAGAAAGUUAUGCCAAUUUUUUUUGGACAAAUCAAUUCUUGCCGAGAGAUUUACAAUAUCGUGUGAUGUAUUCCUCAUGAAGCCAAUUCUGGUUUAUCAGAGGAUUAAAUGCAAUGAGCAGAUCUUAAGACAUUUAUCUAGAUAAAAGUUCACAUAGUACUGAUUUUCUUGCAGUAGGUGUUGAUAAAGGUUUUAUAAGUAUUAAUUAAAAGUAAUGAAAACGUACAUACUAGAGGCACCUCUGGUAUUCAGUAGGUUUUGCAAGAGAGCAGAUACAGAAGACUUCACAGCUUCUGCAUACUGAGGAGGGCAGAAAUUAACCUUGUACAUGGAAAUGAAAAAUUAAAAUCCAAACCUUGAUUUUAGAUAUGAUUUGAUGGUUGUGUUACAGCAAAGGAACAAUCUUGUGCCUCAUUAAGCAGUGCUUGAUCAUAACAGAAUGGCUCUUAAGAGGGUUGCAUUGUAUGGCCGGUAUAGAUUAACAAACAGGAUUACUCCUUUAUCUUCCAGUUACUUAAGAAUGUAAGUGGAAUGAAUGAUAAUGUAAUGCUUUGCUAAUCUUUUAAUUAAUUUUCCAGUUGAGUUUUUUUGGCAGUAUCACUUUCCAGCAUCCUUUCCAACAAAUGGAUUGUCUCUUAACUAUGUAUGUAUGUAUGUCAUACUUGACAGACAAUUCAACAUGCAGAUCAUAUGGAUCAUUGACACUGGCAUCUUAAGAGAGCAAGACAAACGGGCAAAAAUUACAUAAAUGUGUGAAUUUAUUUUCAGUUCAGAGGUCUGAUUCUAAACUAUCAUGAAGGGUUUGGCAAACCUGGCUUACAAGGCCAGUAUGUUGCCACUCAAUUUAAAUAUGUUUAAUGUCAAAGAGGGUAAAUAAAUGCAGGAUGUGUGCUAGGAGGUGAAGCGUGUGAACACAUAAACUAGUAUACCCGAGCUGAAAAGAGGGUAAGUUAGACACUGUUACAUGGCCUUCCUGUCUAGCCUUUCUAAAGAUACUAAUGUGUGCAACUGGAAGUAAAUAUAUUCUCUAGUUUGCAGAAGUGAAUCUAGUGGGUUAAUGAAAAGAAAAUACAGAAAAAAAGAAGCUUGUAGUUUCAAACAUUCUCCCUAUUUCUCAGGAGACGUCUUGUUGUUGACUGGAUAUAUGGCAUUCCAAUGUGAACUUUGUGGGUAUCUGGCAUCUGCAUUGAUCGCAAUAUGUUAGAUUUUAUUUUUAAAUAAAUAAUAACUGAAUAAUGCA